UUUCCCUUUUUGCUGCAACACCCACUGGGCAGCUGAGGUGGAUGUGGAUCCCACCGUGACGGUGGUGAGGAUUUCACUGCCGUAUCCACCAAGAAUGAAGGAGGCCUUUUCUUUAAACGGUUAAACCCAAAACCCAAAACCCUCAACUCACAAUUCUCUAAUUCACUCUCUCUCUCUCUCGGUCAUCUUCGAAUCAGAAGGAACUCAAAGCAAUGGCGGGUCUUGUACCUCCUGGGACUACCACGCGAAGCGAGGCUGCGGAGACAAAGCCUAUGAACGAGAAACUGGACUACACAAACCUGCCUUGCCCCAUACCCUAUGAAGAAAUCAACCGUGAAGCUCUCAUGUCUUUACGGCCAGAAUGUUUUGAAGGGAUGCGCUUUGAUUUCACUAAAGGACUCAAUCAGAAGUUUUCCCUUAGCCACAGUGUACUCAUGGGACCUAUGACAGUUCCUUCUCAGUCUCCUGAAACCAUAAAAAUCCCUACUGCUCACUAUGAGUUUGGUGCAAAUUUUAUAGACCACCCAAAGUUGAUGCUUUUCGGGAGGGUAUUAACAGAUGGGAGACUUAAUGCUAGAGUGAAGUAUGACUUGACUGACAAUCUCACUUUGAAGGCUAAUGCUCAGCUUACAAAUGAGCCGAACAUGUCUCAUGGCAUGGCCAGUUUUGAUUACAAGGGCUCAGACUAUAGAUCCCAGAUUCAAGUGGGAAAUGGGGCCUUAUUGCAAGCAAGUUACAUCCAGUCGGUGACUCCACAUUUCUCUUUGGGUGGUGAAGUAUUCUGGGCUGGUCAGCAUCGAAAGUCAGGCAUCGGUUAUGCGGCGCGGUUCAAUACUGAGAAAAUGGUUGCCACAGGACAGGUUGCUAGCACUGGAAUGGUUGCUUUGAGCUACGUUCAGAAACUAUCCGAAAAGGUUUCACUAGCAUCAGACCUCAUGUACAACCACACGUCAAGAGAUGUCACAGCAAGUGUUGGCUAUGAUUACGUCCUCAGACAGAGUCGUCUUAGAGGGAAGAUUGAUUCCAAUGGCCGCACGGCUGCUUUUCUUGAAGAGAGAUUAAGUAUGGGUCUUAAGUUUAUUCUUUCUGCAGAGAUGGAUCACAAGAAGAAAGACUACAAAUUCGGGUUUGGGUUGGCGGCAGGAGAAUAGAUGCAAAAGCUGAAGGGCUGUUACUAUGAAAUUUUAUAAAAGCUCAUAAUUACUACAAGAAGAAAGACUACAAAUUCGGGGUAGGAUUUGUAUUUUACUCAUCUGGAAGUUGAAGAUGUUUUGGCUCAAGUUGGCAGAACUAAUUCAAGAUAUGUGUAAUUAUACAAGCCAUGUUAUGGUCAUAACUAGAACUUGGUGAAUUGUUGUAUGUAUGUAUGGUACUGCUGUCUCUGACUUUUAUGAAAUAGAUUGAGAAUUUUGUUCCUCUCAAAAUA
Messenger RNA from Prunus dulcis (almond), 1426 nucleotides. Its product is annotated as mitochondrial import receptor subunit TOM40-1-like. Lineage: Eukaryota; Viridiplantae; Streptophyta; Magnoliopsida; Rosales; Rosaceae. Gene Ontology annotation, cellular component: mitochondrial outer membrane translocase complex; mitochondrial outer membrane. Gene Ontology annotation, molecular function: transmembrane protein transporter activity. The record is from RefSeq and is a predicted model, not a curated record. Gene Ontology annotation, biological process: protein import into mitochondrial matrix. The coding region runs from base 213 to 1151 and encodes 312 amino acids. The transcript has 11 exons.